Molecule: messenger RNA, 360 nt
Organism: Hibiscus syriacus
Lineage: Eukaryota; Viridiplantae; Streptophyta; Magnoliopsida; Malvales; Malvaceae
Product: glucan endo-1,3-beta-glucosidase-like
Exons: 4
Coding region: 13-360 (115 amino acids)
Source: RefSeq, a predicted model, not a curated record
UUUCAAGUACCAAUGGCUAAAGUAUCUGAUCUUCUCUCUCACCUUUUCCUGCUCUUUCGCUUCAUUCCAGGCGGAACUUUGAUGAUGGUAAAUGGGGAGAAAAAUUGGUGUGUGGCUAAGCCAUCAUCGGACCAGGCAACUCUGCUGGCAAACAUUAAUUUCGCAUGUUCUCAGAUCGAUUGCCGUGUGAUGCAAAAGGGUUGUCCUUGUUUCAGCCCUGAUAAUCUGAUGAACCACGCUUCCAUUGCCAUGAACCUUUACUACCAGGCCAAGGGAAGAACCGAGUGCGAGUGUGGUUUUAGAGGCUCUGGUCUUAUUGUCACCACCAACCCAAGUUAUGCUGACUGCAAGUAUGAUUAG